CAGAAAUCAUGGGCUCGAGUCAUGGAAACCAUGUGUUUUUCGGGCUUUUGUGCGUGAGUCUGGCCGGAAUUGGACUUGGUUCGAUUGUAUCUGUGGGGGAUUUCAACGAGGAUUUCUUCGUGACAUGGUCACCUAGCCAUGUGAACACUUCCGAAGACGGGCACGAGCGGAGCCUUAAGCUUGAUCUGGAAUCAGGCUCUGGUUUUGCUUCCAAUGAUAUGUUCCUGUUCGGGCAGAUCGACAUGCAGAUUAAACUGGUACCGGGCCACUCGGCAGGCACAGUGGUCGCCUUCUACCUAAGCUCUGAUCAACCUAAACGUGACGAAUUAGACUUUGAAUUCCUCGGCAAUGUAAGCGGACAGCCAUAUAUGCUACAGACGAACGUUUUUGCCGACGGAUCCGAUGACCGGGAGGAGAGGAUGUACCUAUGGUUUGAUCCAACAGAAGACUUCCAUACCUAUUCAGUCUUAUGGAACAUUCAUCAGAUUGUAUUUAUGGUAGAUUGGGUGCCUAUUAGAGUGUACAAAAACCAUGCAGACAAAGGUGUUGCAUUCCCCAGAUGGCAGCCAAUGAGCCUCAAGAUCAGCUUAUGGAAUGGGGAUAGCUGGGCCACACGAGGAGGGAAGGACAAGAUCGACUGGACCAUGGGCCCAUUCAUAGCAACAUUCAGGAACUAUAAGAUCGAUGCAUGUGUUUGGAGAGGGAAUGCAAGGUUCUGUAGGGGUGAAAGUACCAUAAACUGGUGGAAUAAGCCCAGGUACAGCUCCCUAACAUGGGCCCAAAGAAGGUUGUUCAAGUGGGCCAGGAAGUACUACCUCCUCUAUGAUUACUGCCUAGAUAAUCAGAGGUUCCAAAACAAUCUUCCAAAAGAAUGCUCCCUCCCAAAGUUCUGAUCAAAGGGAUGGGCCCCACCUGUAGAUGACCCGGCCGACAAACCGGGCUGGCCCGCUUGUGGGGCGGGUUGAAUGUGUGUACAUGGAAUGUAAAUAGUUGGCAAUUUUUUUUUUUAAAAAAAACCAUCCGUUUGCGCUUGGACCACCUAAUGAGUUGAGUGGCCUGUUUAUUGGGCCAGAUCAUCGACAAGGUGGGGUGUAUGAGUGCACGGAUUGGAAAUUCGCGUGUCGGGUUCGUGCAUGGCGCAUGAAGAGGUGGAUGUAGAAUUAGAAAAGCUCCCAUAUUGUAUUUGAUGUGAGAUGGAAUAAUUAUUUGGUUGUAAACCCUUUUUGAAAGGGAAGAAAAUGGCAUAGGUUUUCAAGGUUAAAGA
Molecule: messenger RNA, 1264 nt
Organism: Magnolia sinica
Lineage: Eukaryota; Viridiplantae; Streptophyta; Magnoliopsida; Magnoliales; Magnoliaceae
Product: probable xyloglucan endotransglucosylase/hydrolase protein 10
Exons: 4
Coding region: 9-893 (294 amino acids)
Biological process (GO): xyloglucan metabolic process; cell wall biogenesis
Cellular component (GO): apoplast; cell wall
Molecular function (GO): xyloglucan:xyloglucosyl transferase activity; hydrolase activity, hydrolyzing O-glycosyl compounds
Source: RefSeq, a predicted model, not a curated record